CUCUAUGUGGCCACUGAAGCCAUCCUCAUCGCAUUGGUGGGCGCAACUCCUCCCUACCACUGGGAUCUCCAAGAGCUUUCAGCUAAUCAGAGCCAUAGCAACCAGUCAGCGAGUGAGCAGAGAGCUUUUGGGGAAUGGCUUCUGACUGCCAAUGGCAGUGAGGUGCAUAAGCACGUACACUUCAGCAGCAGCUUCACAUCAAUAGUCUCUGAGUGGUUUUUAAUUGGCAACACAUCGUACAAAGUCAGUGCUGCCAGUUCUUUCUACUUCAGUGGUGUGUUUGUUGGAGCAAUCUCCUUUGGCCAACUCUCAGAUCGCUUCGGAAGGAAGAAAGUCUAUCUCACAGGUUUUGCCCUCGACAUCUUGUUUGCCAUUGCAAAUGGAUUCUCACCCUCAUAUGAAUUCUUUGCCAUCUCUCGCUUCUUGGUAGGGAUGAUGAAUGGUGGGAUGUCACUGGUGGCCUUUGUUCUACUGAAUGAGUGUGUGGGUACUGCCUACUGGGCUUUAGCAGGAUCUAUUGGUGGCUUGUUCUUUGCUGUGGGAAUUGCCCAGUAUGCUUUAUUAGGCUACUUCAUUCGUUCCUGGAGGACUCUGGCUGUUGUGGUUAACCUGGAAGGAACAGUUGUCUUUCUUCUCUCUCUAUUCAUUCCAGAGUCCCCUCGCUGGCUCUAUUCACAAGGCCGGCUGAAUGAAGCAGAAGAUGCCCUCUACCUCAUUGCGAAGAGGAACCGCAAGCAGAAGUGCACUUUUUCAUUAAAACUUCCAGCAGAGAGGAGCUCUAGAGAGGCUGGCAGCUUCUUGGAUCUGUUCCGAUACAAGAUUCUCUUGGGACGCACCUUGAUCAUGAUGUUUACCUGGUUUGUGUGCAGCUUGGUUUACUAUGGUCUAACCCUUAAUGUGGGUGACUUAGGUGGAAGUAUUUAUGCCAAUUUAGCCCUUUCAGGGUUGAUAGAAAUCCCAGCAUACCCAAUCUGUAUUUACUUGAUUAACCAAAAAUGGUUUGGUCGGAAGCGAACAUUGAGUGCAUUUCUGUUCCUGGGAGGAUUGGCUUGUCUUAUUGUCAUGUUUCUACCUAAAAAGAAAGAUACUGGAGUGUUUGCAGUGGUGAAUAGUCGCUCUCUGUCUUUGCUGGGGAAACUGACAAUCAGUGCUGCAUUUAACAUUGUCUACAUCUACACCUCAGAACUUUAUCCCACAGUGAUCAGGAAUGUUGGAAUGGGUGCCUGCUCCAUGUUUUCCCGUGUUGGUGGAAUCAUUGCUCCUUUUGUCCCUUCAUUGAAAUCUGUACAGUGGUCUCUGCCUUACAUUGUGUUUGGAGCAACAGGUCUUUUAUCUGGGCUCUUAAGUUUAUUGUUGCCAGAGACCUUAAACAGCCCUUUGCUAGAAACGAUUUCAGACCUGCAGGUAUGCUCGUACUGGAGGCUAGGGGAUGAAGCCAUGUCAUUGCAAGCCCUAGAUGGCUCACAGUCUGGAGACAAAGACAGUUCUGCAGGGAGUGGAAGUGAAGAUGAGGAGUUUUAUGAUGCUGAUGAAGAGACUCAUAUGAUCAAGUAAUGAAAA
This is a messenger RNA of Balearica regulorum gibbericeps (East African grey crowned-crane), 1560 nucleotides long. The record is from RefSeq and is a predicted model, not a curated record. Lineage: Eukaryota; Metazoa; Chordata; Aves; Gruiformes; Gruidae.